Entelurus aequoreus (snake pipefish) is the source of this 2105-nucleotide messenger RNA. Its product is annotated as E3 ubiquitin-protein ligase RNF34-like. NCBI's taxonomy places the organism in Eukaryota, Metazoa, Chordata, Actinopteri, Syngnathiformes, Syngnathidae. The transcript has 8 exons. Bases 182 to 1402 code for a protein of 406 amino acids. Gene Ontology annotation, biological process: proteasome-mediated ubiquitin-dependent protein catabolic process; negative regulation of extrinsic apoptotic signaling pathway via death domain receptors; protein K48-linked ubiquitination. Gene Ontology annotation, cellular component: cytoplasm; plasma membrane. Gene Ontology annotation, molecular function: ubiquitin protein ligase activity. The record is from RefSeq and is a predicted model, not a curated record.
ACCGUGCGCCCUCUCUGAUUGGUCGGCCGCUCCUGCCUUGGGCGAUGACGUGAUGCCUCGUCCAUGAUAGUCCAGCACACCGGCUGGGAGAGAGGGAAGACGUAAUGCUUUUGACUCCUUCUGCACUUGCGAUGAUUGCGACUCCUGCAUUACUCUGCACAUUCCUCAAGCGGGAGGCGCAAUGAAGGCGGGGGCCUCGUCCAUGUGGGCGUCAUGCUGCGGGCUGCUGAACGAGGUGAUGGGCACAGGCACGGUGCGGGCGCAGCCGCCCGGCUUCGGGGCGGGGGCGGGGCCUUUCCGCUUCGCCCCCAGCGGCGGGUAUUCCACGUACCCCCCCACCAGCUCAGGGAGCGCCGGACAGCUGUGCAAGGCCUGCGGGCUGGCCUUCUCCGUCUUCAGACGCAAGCACGUCUGCUGCGACUGCAAGAAGAGUUUCUGCGCCCUGUGCUCCGUGCUGCAGGAGGACCUGCGCUGCUGCACCACCUGCCACCUCCUGCGCGGCACCGCCUUCCAGAGGCCGCGCCUCAUGCAGCUGCGGGUCAAGGACCUGCGGCAGUACCUGCUGCUACGCAACAUCCCCACGGACACGUGCAGGGAGAAGGAGGACCUGGUGGACCUGGUGCUCUGCCAUCGGGGGACCAGGGAGACCUCCACGCCUGUGGCGGAGGAGGAGGAGGAGGAGGAGGAGGAGGAGGAUGACGAGGAGGAGGAUGAAGAGGAGGAGGAUGGAGACACACACGAGGAGGAGGAAGAUGACACAGACAGUCUCCACUCACAUGGCGCCUCGCCCCCCUCCCCCACUCGCUCCGCCUCCGAACAGUCACUCGUCUCUGCCUCUCAGGGAGUCGUGCUCAGCCCAAGUGACAGCUCAGGGACCCCCAGUCAGGAGCAGGAAGACACGCCCACAGCCUCCCUCCUCAAUCUGGACAACGCAGAAAAUAUCAUGGAAGUCAGCCCGGCGACGCAGAGGAGGAUCCGGGCCUCGCUGUCCGACUUGGACAACGAGGACGCCAUCGAGAAGCUGUCGGUGCGUCAGCUCAAGGAGAUCCUGGCCAGGAACUUUGUCAACUACUCGGGCUGCUGCGAGAAGUGGGAGCUGCUGGAGCGAGUGCAUCGACUCUACAGGGAGAACGAGCAGAACAGGAAGUCCAUCGAAAAUGUCAGCAUUAAUGCAGUGGUGGCGUGUCCUCCACCCGUGUGCCAGAGUGCAGACGCAGACGGCGUGAAAGGCCCGCUGUCCGCCGACGACAACCUGUGCCGCAUCUGCAUGGACGCCGUCAUCGACUGCGUGCUGCUGGAGUGCGGUCACAUGGUCACGUGCACCAAGUGCGGCAAGCGCAUGAACGAGUGUCCCAUCUGCCGGCAGUACGUGGUGCGUGCCGUGCACGUCUUCAAGUCCUGACGCUCUGGGCAGGGCGGGACUUCUCUCCACGCCAAAGGGACUGGACGCGGAGCGGGCGGGUUGAGGGCAGGGUUCUAGAGUCAACACGGUUUACACUGUCCGUCUACUCCAUGUGUGCAAUAUGAUCCAACAGGAGACUUACUUUGUGGAAAAUACAAACUGUUCAUUCUCAUGUUAGCAGAAGGUGUAAAGAUGCCAAAUAACACGCCUACACACUUUUUUAUCUUUACAAUCUUCUUUUUCUUUCUCAUCACCAGCAAGCUGGGGUGUGUUUAUGUUGACACCGACAACCCUCAGUAGCAGUUUAUAAUAAGGGUGCCAACAUGGCUCAUUUGAUUUAAUUUGACUUUUUAUUUAUUACAUUUUUUUUAUUUAAAAAUGUUGAUCACUUAUAUAAGGUUAUUAAAAAUGUAAACAAUAAUUACAUUUUUUUUCCUCACCAAAAAUGUUAUGAAAAUAAUUUUACUAUUUAUUCAAUUACAUUUAUUUUAUUCAAAAAUAUUAGGGCCACAUUAAUCACUUAUAUAAGGUUUUUAAAAAUUAGAAGAGUAAAGUUGUAUUUUUUUCCCCCCAGUUUUUUUUUUUUCUCACAAUUUUUUUUUUAAUUAAUUACAUUUAUUUCAUUUAAAAAGUAUUAGGGCUGCAUUGAUCACUUAAAUUAGGUUGUGAAAAAUGUAAACAAUAAUUUUAUUUUUUUUCCUCC